Molecule: messenger RNA, 753 nt
Organism: Leptidea sinapis
Lineage: Eukaryota; Metazoa; Arthropoda; Insecta; Lepidoptera; Pieridae
Product: 15-hydroxyprostaglandin dehydrogenase [NAD(+)]-like
Exons: 1
Coding region: 1-753 (250 amino acids)
Cellular component (GO): cytoplasm
Molecular function (GO): oxidoreductase activity, acting on the CH-OH group of donors, NAD or NADP as acceptor
Source: RefSeq, a predicted model, not a curated record
AUGUCAAUAUAUAAUAUAAAUGGAAAAACGGUUGUAGUUACCGGUGGUGCCGAAGGAUUGGGAUUAUCAAUGAUAGAGAAUUUUUUGAAAGGGGGAGCAAAGUUGGCCAUUAUCUUAGACGUAAAUGAAAAGCUUGGUAUAAAAACCUCAAGCGAAUUGAAAAAAAAGUACGGAGUUGAUCGAGUAUUUUUUUUAAAUUGUGAUGUCACUAAAGAUCUAGACCAAAUUUACGAGGAAAUUACUAAAGUGUGCACUACAGUUGAUGUCUUAAUAAAUAAUGCUGGUGUGUUAGAUGAGAAGAACAUCAGGCGAACAUUGGAAAUAAAUGCAAUCGCUGUUAUGGAAUGGACAAUGAAGUUUUACGAUUUAAUGAGAAAAGAUUUCCAUGGCAAUGGUGGAACAAUAAUAAAUGUAUCGUCUAUUUUCGGAUAUAGAUUAGUUCCGUUCUCAUAUAUUUAUAAUGGAUCUAAGGCUGCCGUGCUUGCAUUUUCAAGGUCACUUGGUCAGAAGUAUAAUUAUGAUAAAACUGGCGUAAGAGUGCUUACUCUGUGUCCUGGAUUGACUCACACAACUCUUUCAAAGAACGGAAAUGUAAGAGAUGACGAUACUUUUGAUGAUUUGGUAAAAUGGGUUAAAGAUUACCAAUGGCAAAAUGUUGAUGAUGUAGGCCAAGCAACCGUCGAUAUUUUUCACAAGGCGGAAAGUGGUACUGCAUGGGUAGCAGAAGGAGGAGACCCAGCAAAAGAGAUAUGA